Messenger RNA from Raphanus sativus (radish), 658 nucleotides. Its product is annotated as sm-like protein LSM8. The transcript is spliced from 6 exons. NCBI's taxonomy places the organism in Eukaryota, Viridiplantae, Streptophyta, Magnoliopsida, Brassicales, Brassicaceae. Bases 278 to 574 code for a protein of 98 amino acids. Gene Ontology annotation, molecular function: RNA binding. Gene Ontology annotation, biological process: mRNA splicing, via spliceosome. Gene Ontology annotation, cellular component: precatalytic spliceosome; U6 snRNP; U4/U6 x U5 tri-snRNP complex. The record is from RefSeq and is a predicted model, not a curated record.
ACUCAUUUUUAUGAGUUUUUUUUUUGAAAUUACUAAUAUUAAUUUUUAUAAAAAAUGAUUUGAGUUGUAUAACUAGAGAGCAUAUGCAUAUCUAAAGCAAAAUCACACGCCCGAAAACAGUGACGGAAGGGGGUUUUAGGAUUUCAAAGAUUCUGUUGAGAUCCGUAAUGCCCACCAACUGUUCGAUGAAUUUCUUGCUGAAACAUUUCAAGUAACCUGAUCUUAAAAAAAAAAGAACAUUUCAAGUAACCCCUUUCAGGUCUUUUCAACUGUUCGCAUGGCAGCAACUACUGGACUCGAGUCUCUUGUCGAUCAGAUCAUUUCGGUUAUUACAAACGAUGGACGCAACAUUGUGGGAGUUCUCAGAGGUUUUGACCAGGCGACUAAUAUAAUUCUGGAUGAAUCUCAUGAACGCGUCUUUUCCACAAAGGUAGGAGUACAACAACUUGUCUUGGGUUUGUACAUUAUCAGAGGCGACAACAUAGGUGUUAUAGGGGAGCUGGACGAGGAGCUCGAUGCUAGUCUGGACUUAUCGAAACUGAGAGCUCAUCCUUUGAAACCCGUCGUGCAUUGAUUGAAAAUAGUUUCGAUGUAUGAAAAAGCCUUAACAACGAAAAGAUUGUAAAACUAUUUUAGUUAGUUUGUCUUGAUAUCUGUC